This is a messenger RNA of Aureobasidium vineae, 1689 nucleotides long. The record is from the annotation of a GenBank genome assembly. NCBI's taxonomy places the organism in Eukaryota, Fungi, Ascomycota, Dothideomycetes, Dothideales, Saccotheciaceae.
AUGCCUCCAGAACUUGGUUCUACUAAUAUGACGGACACCGCUGCAAACUCGCAUGAAAUUACUCUGGAAGAAGAUGAUGAUACUCACGCCACACGCCACUGUGAUGUGCUACAGGUAGCUUGUUACCGAGGUCACGCAAACGUCGUGGAACUUCUGCUCGACGAGGGUGCGCACAUUGAUGCGCAAAUCGAUCAUUACGGCACCGCCUUGCAAGCAGCUUCAUCGGAAGGCCACGAGAGAAUAGUACAGAUACUGCUCGAAGAAGGUGCAGAUGUAGAAGCGCAGAGCUCUCUCCACGGCGCGGCGAUACACGCAGCUGCACUUGAAGGCCACUAUAACAUCGUACAGAUGCUGUAUGAUGCUGGUGCGAAUGUUAACGCGCAGGGCGGAGAGUACGGCGACGCACUGCAAGCAGCAUCGGCUGGAGGCUAUAGCAGGAUUGUGCGGCUACUUCUCGACAAUGGCGUAGAAGUCAAUGCGCAAGGCGGAUACCUCGGUAACGCACUACAGGCAGCUUCACUUGGACGUCACGAUGGAACCACAACCCAGCUGGUGUGGGGCAGCACAGAACGGGAUGUACAAGGCUACGGGUACAGAAAUAUGCUCACGCAAACUUUUGUGGAAAGCCAAAAGAGAUCAGCGUGGUCAUCACUUAACAAUAGUGUACAAGAUAACGCAAGAAACCAGCUCUAUGACAGUGCAAAGCUAGGAACUUUGGCUGAGAACCAUAGCAUAGUCCAGAUGCUCAUCGACAAGGGCGCAGACGUAAACGCGCAAGGCGGAGAGUACGGCAGUGCCUUACAGGCAGCGUCAGCUACGGGCCUUUACAGGACGGUGCAGUUGCUACUUCACAAGGAUGCAGACGUCAAUACACAGGGCGGGCUCUAUGGCAACGCACUAAAGGCCGCUUGUUUUGAAGGGCAUGAGAAGAUUGUGCAGGUACUACUUGACGAAGGCGCAGAUGUCGAUGCUCUAGGCGGACCAUAUGGCAGCGCGCUACAAGCGGCUGCAUGUGAAGGUCAAACCAAGAUUGUUGGCAUGUUACUAGAGAAGGGUGCAGAUGUAAACAUGCAAGAUGGUUUUUACGGCAGCGCAUUACAGGCAGCUGCCUAUGAAGGCAACAACGAAUUAGUACAAACGCUACUCGACCAUGGCGCAGAAGUCAACAUCCAAACCGGAUUCUACGGCAGUGCGCUGCAAGCAGCUUCAGCUAGAAACCACAUCGCGGUUGUUCAGAUCCUGCUUAGAGCGGCCGCAGAUGUCAAUAUGCAAAGCCAGGAUCCUGACCUUGCUCUCGAAGUCACUGAUUUUUGGGGCCGAGAGAAGACAGCUCAGAUAUUGUUGAGUCAGCGGAGCCUUUUGGCGGAAUCAAGCCCAAACUUGGACGACAACACGCAGAGAGCUUUCAGCGGCAGCGCACUGCAGGCAGCGUCAUCGCAAGGUUUCGAGAAGAUCGUGCAGAUAUUGCUCGAUAGGGUUGCAGAAGUCAAUGCCCAGGGCGGACUUUAUGGCAAUGCACUACAAGCUGCUUCGUCGCAGGGCCGCGGGAUGGUUGUACAGAUGCUUCUUGACAGAGGCGCCGAUGUUAAUGCACAGGGCGGAUUCCAUGGUGACGCUCUUCAAUCAGCUCUAGCUGGGGGCCACCAUAAAAUAGCGCAAGCUUUGAUUGCCCGCGGCGCAAACGCUUAG